AAUUAUUUUUUGUUUCAUAUGAAAAUCUAGAUUUUAAUUUUUAAAUAGGGAUUUUCCCUUUCAACAAACCCAGAAGCAAUGUUGCCAGGAGUAUGACAUGGAAUUAAUUCAAAGGGCUCUAAAACAUAAUGCCAAACAUAUUCUAAUCAAGUAUUAAAAAUGUGGCUGUGUGGUAUUGAAAGCCGAGGAGAAAUCUACGAAGAGGACUCGUGCAUAUGUUUUGGGUAUAUCGAGAUGCUUAUAAAGCUGGUCCAAAAGCUAUAGAAUGGCAUCCUCAGUUCCUCUAGCUGCUUUGUAUGCAAAUAUAUCACAAAUCAGCUUGAGGUAAGUCUGUAUAUUUUGUGAAUUGAAAUACAACAGUAUGAAUAGGCCAAUUCUAAUGAAGGACUUUCCAGAGAUCAACGAAAAGGCUUAUAAACUUUUAGGUCAGUGUAGACCUACACACCAUUCAAGCUAGAAUUUCAUAUGAAGAUAAACACAUCGGAAACGACGCCAAGUUGCCAUGUAAUUUAUUACUUUUGGUUUCCAUUGUUUAUACAAUUUAUUAUCAUUAUUAUUCCUGGUUAUGAAUUUUACUUCAGCCAUUUGUUUGUGUGUAUUUUGAUAAAAAAAAUUCAAUUAAGCUUUGACUUAGAACGUGCAAGAUCCAUUAUUUAAUAAGCUAAUUAAUUAUUUAAUAGACGUGGGGAAAGACGUGAAAUAAAAAAUGUAGAACAAAAAAGAAAUGGAAAGCUUUAUAAAACGAAACAAUAGUUUUUAACUGUAGCAAUUAUUAGAGUAAAAAUAAAUAAAUAAACAUAAUAAUUUUUAUUCAAAAGCUUUACUUCUAACCGUACUAACCAAACUAUGCCUUUAUAGUACUGUAAAAUGUUUAUAUAGUACAGUGCCUCUCGACAUCUCUAUUUCUGGAUAAAGAGAGAGGGGUUAUUACAGACGUCUCUCCGUUUCAUUCACCACAAUGGCGGUUGUUUAGUUUUCAGUAAUUAUAGAGUUUGCGAGAUUUUACAGUUCUUUGUAAUUUAAAACAUUUGUAGCUCAUGUGAUUGUAAGUUUUGUGACUUAGAAAUCUAAACGUAAAAUUGAGAAUGCGUGAAAUGAACAAUAAAAGUUCGAUCUAGUUCUACUAGGGAUAGAUCUAAAUCCAGAUUUUAGAGCUUACAAUCAUUUGACCAUAACUCAAAAUUUCAUGUAAAACUAUAACCUUAAAUUUGAAAAAUUUAUACUAUUUAAAUGUGUGUAAUUUCCCUGAUAACCAGAUUCGUAGACCACAUCUUUACAUGUAGGCCUCAUUUUAUAAAAUUUAAGAAAGGACCAUAUGAGUUUAGAACUGUUUAUAUUCUAUCAGAAAGCGUUACUUCAACCUAAUAUCGUUUAAAUAAAUACACCAAUUCCAACGAAAUAUAAGUCAGUAGUUAGGCAAAAUAUAAAAAUCAAAAAUUAAUUCUUAUGUUCUGGUUAGUGUUUUCUCCCCAAAAUGUUUUUUCAGCAUGUAUCAUAUUAAAUCUAUGCCCUUAUAAAAUGGAAGACUUGGCUAUGUUUUUCUUUUAGUAUUUCACUGCCUAAGUUAGGGUUCAUUGUCAUCAAUGCCUGAUGCCAUUAUUUUCGCAAUUGAUUUCUUUUGAGCAAAAUAUGUUUUCUAAAUUUAUGUUUACACUCUGGGCUAUGAUAUGAUGAAUCUGCUUUGGAUAGUUGGCAAAAGAUUUGACUACUAUUUUUACAUUUCUAAAACAAAUACUCAUAGUUAAGUUGUCAAUGUUCUUUUCUUUUGAAAAAAAAAGUAUAAAAAACCUAUACCACGAAACAAAAGGUUGUGAAGAAUGUUAAAAUUACUAAUGUGCAACAAUAACUUAAAAAAAAAAGUAUUAUUUUUUUAUUUUUUUUUAUUUUGAAGGAUUCUCAUCUCUCUUUUUGUCUCUUCUCACCAGUUCCCCCCCCCUUUGCCGAGCUGUAGUCUCUUUUGUAGUGCAUAAGGAAAAAGCUCUUCGUGAGAAUAUUGGAUAUGGAUAUCUUUAAAUUUGUAGUUGUUGACUGGCUUAUGUCGAUGCCUCUGUCUAUUUGUUUUGUAUUUAAUUUCCACAUUCCUAUACGUCGCUGAAUAAUUUACAGAACGGUUUGGGUGUUACACCUGGUCAGUGUGUUGUUGAUUAUCAAAAAUAAAGUUAUUAACUCUUUUGUGCCAGCGAAAUGUUGCUGGCCAAUGUCUGAAGAAGAGUUGAAGAUAGUUACAUCUGUUGGUACAUUCCAUCACUCCUCCCCCCUCCAUGUCUUCUAGCUUCUGACAGGAUAUUAUUUCUUCUUCGAUCUCUGCCGUAGAGGUUUAAGCUGUCGUCUCAUCAAGACGCACUCAGCCUAUCUACAAGAGUUAAAAAUCUGGGCCGACCAGGGGUACUAAGCAAGGUCUUUUAAACUGAUCCGUUAAUGUAAAUGCUGCUUUAGGUUACGCUUCUAUUGUUUCUAGGAUAAUUUUCUUUUGUGGAAUGCUAGGACGUUUGUUUCUUCUAUACGAUUUAAAUUUAUUUUUUAGUUAAGAUUGUCUAGGUAUUGUGCAUGAUUUUCCGAUUCCUUAUGUUUCCUGUAUCUCGAACAAGGAGAAAAAAAAAGCAUUUAAAUUUAGCAGACUUUUUCUAAAACCAAUUUCUGUAUGAUUAUGUUUAAAGUUAUUUUCCCCUAUAAUAGGUCAAACACAUAUUUUUUUAUAUUGAUUUGUCAAGUAUUAUAGUUAGAGUGCAAGUUCAUUUCAUAUUGUAUGUUUCUGCAUCUUUUUGUACCCUGAUAAUUGUAUUAGCAGGUCAUUAAGUUCAUUAACAUGGUUGCCAUCCUAACUAAUGUAUCCAAAAAUCAAACAAAGCAUUAGGGUUGAUUAGAAGAAAUUUCUAUAAAUCAAAUAAGAACAUAAAACUAAAAUGUUUUUUAACCUUGGUUAGGCCAAUAAUAGAAUAUGCAUCCUCUGUUUUGGGACCCCUCAACUCAAGUAAACAUUUAGAAACUGGAGCAGACUCAAAAUAGGACAAAUUUACAAAUGGGUUGCCUGAGCUAGCCAGAAAAACCAGUGACUUGUCAGAAUUUAAGUCAUUGGUUAAUAUGCAAGACUAAAUGCAUGACGCUUAGGAGGUAAUCAUCUUCUUUUUUGAAGUAACGUCUGUAUCAUAUAAGAUAAGAUAAGAUCUAGUCUUAUUACCCAAAACUUUGAAGGGUUAAUAUUGAAAUACACCCUCAUUAUUUUGUUAGAUGAAUACCGGGCUUGAUUUUCAAAUUGUCGUUAGUGAUACUGAGUGUCUUUCAGUUAUUACUGUUCGUAUGGCAAAAUAAUAAUCUAGAACUAUAUUACAUUUUAUUUAGCGUAAUGUUCUUGAUUGACGUUUUAUGACGUUAAAUCAUGUUGAUGUUUUUACAAAGCUUAUAUGAACUCACUUCUGUCUGUCUGUCUGCGUGUCUGUCUGGUACAUAUUUUGUACACGUUUUUUGAACUUAUUUCUCCCACUUCCCAUUCCCGGAUUAAGUUAUAAAUUUACACAAUUAUUUACUGUCACUAACAAAACAUGAAUCAAUAAAAAAAUACCUCAAUAAUUAAUUGAUUAGUUGUAAUUUACUUUUUUUUACAUAGAAAAUGCAAAUAAAUAUUACAGUAUUGAGGUAUCUGGCUAUAAAUGUGAAGUUCUUUAAUUUAUAUAAGCUUUAUUUAAAAACAAUAUUUUUUUUAUAUUUUUCUUUUUUCUUUUAGAUCUGCCAUAAAAUCCUUAAUCUCAUUAGUCUUUGAUUUAGAUUAAUUUUAAGGCACAACCAACAUUUGGAGAAGUCCAAGUUACGAAAGUAAAAAUGAUGAGAAUCAAAUGCUUAGUAAUCACUAUUGCAAUAGUUGCUCUGAUUUUUCUAAUACUUGUUCAAUUUCAAUUUCAUGAAAGGAGCAUGAACAGCCUCCUGGAAUGUGAAAUCUUUGACCUUAAAAGAGUGAAAUUGUGGAAAUCUCUUGACUAUGUCAUGUUAUUUAAAAAGAAUGUUUUUCUUUAUCACAUUGUUGAAGAUGAGCCGUGUACAUUUCUAAAGAUUCAAGUAUUAUUCAUUUGUGCAAUGGCAUUUGUAAAGAAACAUCUCAAGUCCCAAUACAUCUUUUUAAAUUCAGAACCUUUUAAACUCCGGAAAUUACACUUCCUGAAAAAAAUAAUUCGUAAAGACCAUAGAAAUAAAGACUUUACUGAUCCAUUUAUAAAUAUUAAAGAAAUAUUGUACAAAUCCAAAGAGACUCCAUCGAUGAACUGCUGUGUUUUUCCUUGCUUCGCAAACUUAGCAUCAUUCCGUCCAAUAGUCCAUUAUUUAAAAGUGAGUCCCAUUUCUUUUAUGGCUUUAUCAGAGGCAGGAUUUAAAUACUCAGGACAUAGACGUUUCAUUGAGUGCACAAACUGCAGGAGGCAGAUCGAUGUACAGUUAGUCACAGGCGAUCCACAUAAUGCUAUUUAUCACAACGAAGGAUGUGCUAAUAUCAGAACUGACUCCUCUACCAAUGAAAUUAUACAGGCUAGAGCAGUGUCUGACUCUAGUAACUCAAGUGAACUCAAUUCCACCAACCAUCAGGAUGAUAUUAAUGAACAAAAUAUUACCUUACCAGAUAUGGAAGAGUUACAGGACUUCACACAUGUCACCACUAAUCAAAGCUUCUUUGAUAGAAACCAUAUUAGACCUUCUUUAACUCGAGAUAAUAAUUGUUGUGCGGGUGCUGAUCACAACGGAUAUUUAUCUAUAAAUCAUCUAGAUCAGGACUAUUCCAAUUGGCCACGAGAGAUAGUUGACGACUCAUUCUUACAUUUGUUGCACGUCUUAGCAAAACUUACUGUUAAAAUAGAGUGCAGAGGCAUCGGAUCAUUUGGCAACGGUCAUGUCAUGCUUUUCCCAUGCAAGGAUCUACCUUCACAAGGUGGAGUCCCUUCACAAGGUGGAGUCAUAUUUGUUACCAGAUCUAGCCAUUUUUUAUCCAAUGACAUUGCUAGGGAAGCAGAAGUGACCUUGACACUUGAUAAAUCAGGAACGUUGAAACUUAGGGGAAAUCGUGCCUUCAGACAUAAAACCACGGGUAUUUAUCAGUCAGUAUUGGUUUGUUUCACGAAUGAUUCGCAGGUCAUUGUUGAACUAAAUGAUUUGCAACGACAGAUGAAUCAACUGGCCAACAGCGUGCCUUCUGGUAUAAGACAAUACAUGGCUAGAAAGGUAUUAAUUCUCAGUCAUCAUUAUGGGAAUGGGUUUUUUGUGUCUCUCGGAGAUUCUUCAGUGGUGAAAUAUAGCAUUGAUCCAAACGCAGAAACAAUGAAAACAAAUAUGUUGACAUUGGUAGAAAACCAAAGUGAUGACGAAUUUACAACAUUGACAGAUGCAGGACAAAGGCGGAGAAUUGUGAACAUCGAAACUGCACAACGAACUCUAACAAACACAGCUCAUGGGGAGAUGAAUUCGAGCCAUCACGCCAAGGAAAAUAGAGACGGUCCUGAGAAUGUCAACACGGAAGCACAAAAUAGUAAUGAAAACAUGAAUAUGGCUCAGGAGAUGCUUGCGGUAGAGAGGGAUUCAGCAGGGAGUCUUAUAGAACACAUCCAAACUGUUCGGAACGAUGUCAGCCGGAACACUGCCCGGAGUGGAUCGCUUGGUGACAUUGACUAUUCCAAACGAGAAAUUCGCCUCAAGAGCUUUGAAAUUUGGAAAGGACACCAUCCAUUGGAUCCACGGGACUUAAGUUUGUUCUACUAUUUUAAAGUUAUCUGAAGAAAUCAUUGAUAUGUGCAAAACAUUAUUGGUAAGCGUGUUUUUCUUUUUCUAAACUAACUUUGUGCUAGAGCCUGCUUUUCUACUUAUGAAACUUAAAGUGCAUCAUAAAUGUAUGUUUUAAUACUAAAGAAUGCAUUGCCUGUCUUUAGUCAAAACAUGGAAAGAUUGAUCAGAAAAAUGAUGAAAAACUAGAGUGUUAACCAGAUUAACACAUUAGCGUGGGCGUAGCCAGGAUUUUUUUCGAAGGGGGGUUGACCCCAAAACCUUCCUCUGGCUACGCCUAUGCACAUUAGGUAAAAUCACUUUAAAACACAAAUAUGUAAUAAAAAGUUAAGUAUUGAGUUAUGCAACUAACAUUAAGCAUUCAAAGCUGUAUGUUACUGUUGUAUAAUGACGUUUUGUGUGUGUAUUCGGUGCGGAGUAUACAUAGGAAGCAUUGAUAAUCGUAUUUCAAAAUAUUUUGUGAGUGUGAACUUUUUGAGCUGUAAAAUCACAUUUUUAAGCUUUUGCUUGUAACCUGAAUUUUUUGGGUUGGCACCAACAAUCUUUCACUGAGGCUUUUUUGACAUUGUUUAGUUUGUUCAUCUUUAAACCUCUCCAAUCUUUCUCAUUUUAGUUCCUUAUGUUUUUCUUACAGGUUUUAUUAUGCCACCUCCACAUUUCUCUAUAUCGCAUUGUCUUCUAGUUCUAUGGGACUAUAUUAUUUGUUGCUUAAAUAAUUAAACUGGAUAGUAUAACAAUUUAUAACAAAAAAUAAACAAAGAGGAGACACUGCGCUUUAUACACAAAUCUUAUACAUAUCUAUUAUAAUAAUAACAGAAAGGGCUUCUCUUCGAGUCUGAACAUUGUAGAGGACUCCAGUGGCUACGCAAUCCUAGCUGUGACCUAAAUAUUUUGCCGCGCCCAUCGCAGACAUGCCCUUUGUCUGCCAGUGGUCCAUUUAGGUUCUCUUUCCACAGUCUAUUGCCUUAGAUGACAUAGGAGAGGGGCACCUGGUUGCAUGCGGCCUCAGAUGGAGACUGCUGGAGGUCAUUCACAAAGUCCGCUGGAUACACAUUUGAGACCAAAAGAAAAUCCGAUGCCAAGGACAGACGCAGACUGCGAAAAGAAAAUCUAAUCAACCACAUGCGGACAAUGGUUAUGCUUGCCCUGGAUGUGGCAAUAUAUGUAGGUCACAGUUGGGGCUGCGCAGCCACCGAAAUAAUGCAUUCCUCACUGAUCUUCGGACUUGAAGACAAGCCUUAUUAUAUAUAUAUCUGUGGCAUUUUACGUCUCGAGAGAUGAUCUUUUCCUUUUGAAACUUCUUGUGUGACUAAAGAGGCCAAUCGAUGAUACAUAGCUGCGAUCGCAGGUUGGGCAUAUGUAAUCACCAGGCGCCGUUGCACUUUCACCAUUCUUUCUGCUUCUGUUGAGUAUUGCAUCUGCAAUCCUAGACCCGAUAUAUAUAUAUAUGUGUGUGUGUGUGUAGGUAACUAGGUAUGUAGAUAGAUAGAUAGAUAGAUAGAUAGAUAGAUAGAUAGAUAGAUUAGAUAGAUAGAUUAUAUAGAUAGAUAGAUAGAUAGAUAGAUAGAUAGAUAGAUAGAUAGAUAGAUAGACAGACAGACAGACAGACAGACAGACAGACAGACAGACAGAUAGAUAGAUAGAUAGAUAGAUAGAUAGAUAGAUAGAUAGAUAGAUAGAUAGAUAAGAUGAUAGAUAGAUAGAUAGAUAGAUAGAUAGAUAGAUAGAUAGAUAGAUAGAUAGAUAGAUAGAUAGAUAGAUAGACAGACAGACAGACAGACAGACAGAUAGAUAGAUAGAUAGAUAGCUAAAUAGAUAGAUAGAUAGAUGGAUAGAUAGAUAGAUAGAUAGAUAGAUAAGAUGAUAGAUAGAUAGAUAGAUAAGAUAAUAGAUAGAUAGAUAGAUAGAUAGAUAGAUAGAUAGAUAGAUAGAUAGAUAGAUAGAUAGAUAGAUAAAGAGAGAGAGACAAUUAUUACUAAAUAAAAGAACUUCCAUUUCAGAGAUAGUCUACUAGAUAUAGAUGUAUUGAUAUACUAUUUAGAUAGAAAAAACAUUUGAGCAAAUAUAAGUAGUGUCGUUGGCUAUUCUUUUUUUUUAUGUACCUAUGGUACAAAUAUAUUUGUUGAGUUUAGUUUCAAAGAAUAUGAAAAACACAUCUAUCUAGGCAGUGCGCUAAACAUUGUGUCAUUGGCCAGUCUAUUUAUUUAAUAAUAAUAAUAAUAAAUUUAAUUUAUAAAGCGCUGUUAACAAACAUAAUUUACGUUGCAAAUUAGAAAUAUAUAUCAAUGAAAUCUAAAUCUAGACUAAAUAAUUUAAUAGUGUAAGCUGUAAUAUCUGUUAGCCCAAUGCUAUAUAUACGCUUUGUCUGAGUCAUGUGCUCUUAACUAAUUAGAAAAACUGUAGCUUUAUACAGUUUAAAUCUAUACUUAACAUUAACGACUUGAUUAACAUUUAGGACUUUGCAUUAUUAAUUCUCUGCUUUAAAAAAAUCUGUGUAGAAUAACAUUUGAAUUUUUUGUAUUUCUUCCCAAGAGAGCUAGUCAUUACUGAUUCGUUGUAAGCUUAUUGUGUUGCAAUCGCUCAGACUCCCAUGACCCUUUAGCCGGCUCACAACAGUCCUUCUUCCUGUCUCUAUAUGUCUUUCACUAGUCGUGUUCAGUAGUGCUCAGAUGCGCACCAUUAUAUAUAUAUAUAUUUGGCUUUAAGAGAUGCUUGACAUGUGUUCAAAAAUUCAUUGUAGAUUUGUGUAUAUUUUUGUAAUUAACUAGCGAGUUUCAUUCAAUUGUAUUUAUUUUGCUUUUUGUAUGCAGUUUUUUUUUUGUUAUAUCAGAUUUUUUAUUGUGACAGUAAAUUAUCAGCUUCAAAACCCAACACUUUCAAUGUAGCAUAAUCUAUUAAAUAGAUGAUAAUAUAUUGACAUCUAUUUAUAUUUUUUUUUCAUCCUGGUUUUGUGUAAUCUUUACACUUUUAACAUUUUGUUUUCAAUAGUUUGUUGUACGUUCUUAUUUGUGACCUUUUUGUUGGUGACCUGAUACUCAGUUCUUAACAUUUCUGCUAAAUUUAGAUUCAUUCUUAUCCUAUUAUUUUUAGUAUUGAAAAUAUGGGAAAAAUCAAUCUUAUAUUUCUUCUUUAAAAUGAGCGUUUUCUUUUAUAAAAUACUCAGAAAGACACAAAGAUCAAAGCAGAUUCCUCGUUCCAUAUGCUACUAUAAAUUUGUACAAUUUCUCCUUCUUUUCUAGUGAUAUUAGAGCAUGAAAUGGGUUGCCUAAGCCAGUCAGGAAAAGCAAUGACUUGUCAGAAUUUAUGUCAUUGGUAACAUGCAUGACUAGAUUGACCUAGGAACACUCGUAAGACGUAAUCAUCUUCUUUUUUUAAGUAACUUCUGUAUUUCAUAAGAUAUGCUUAGAUAUGCAUUGUGUAACAUUCAUUGUAAAAUUAUUUCGAAUUCCCAUCAAUCAAUGUUAAAUGGUGGUUAUUUGUAUUCACAUUUUUACAAACUGCUACCUCAAUUUUAAAACUACUUUUAUUGGUUGUAAUUAUGACAUGUUUUAGGAGUGCUACAUGUCAUACAGUCUCUUUCAAAUCUAAGGCUGCUUUUUUAUAAACACGUAUGAAUGCUUUGUUUCAUAAUAUAUUGUACAUGCUUAGGAUGUUUCUUCAGAUUCUGAAGAUAAUUACAUUUUAGCCCAAAUCUCCCGCAGGACGAAGGGGAAGGCAGCAGGCAAGGCUCGAACACGGGACCUUCGUGACCAACCAACGUCCGUACACAGCGCAUACCACAUAACCAUUCAGCCAUCCUGUUUAUGUUAGAAUUGUACAUUUUCAAUGAUAAACCUUUCUACAUCAACCAAUAUAUUGAUCAAUUAGCACAGGUUUAUUUAAAAUGUGUUGGUUGUUUUUUUUUUUUUGUAUCCUUUUGUAAAUUUUUUAUUUUUUUAAGACCAAAUGUAUGUGUACUUAAUUUAUUCUGCACGUUUUGAAAUAAGCAUUAUAUAUGCACAUUUCAAAACGGUUUCGCAAGGUUGUUAACGCCGAAGGUGGUAAUGGCUUUAAGCCCAUCAUUACCUAUAAAAUUUCACCUAUGGCACGCGUCUCAAAUAGCCUCUGACAAUCAGUCCAACUCCUGGCCUUCACGUGUAGUUCAGAUAAUGAGCCUGGCGGAACCGUUAUCACAAACAGGAGAAGGAACAAAGGCGAGCAACUGGCGCCUAUAUCAGUAAGCUUCGGGCAGAAGGGGCUAGUUAGCCUUGGUAGGCUACCCAUCUAGGAGAAGGAAAACUCUGAAUCCAAACCUUCGCUGCCUUGCUGCUAUACCCAAAUAUGGGAAAGGCUUAGGGAGACAACCCUGAGGAAAAAAAUCAGGAGCUGGUGACCCUUAGGCAGAUUGUGGCAGAACCUGCGGCGCUACUGAUCCCAAACUGUAUCAUUUAAAAACUUGAAUUUAAAUAAUGUUAAUAUAUUUAUAUUGUUGUAUAAAUUGUUAAUAAAAAUGAAGACUAAAAUGUUCUUUGGACAUUUUCAA
This is a messenger RNA of Biomphalaria glabrata, 10276 nucleotides long. RefSeq lists its product as uncharacterized. Lineage: Eukaryota; Metazoa; Mollusca; Gastropoda; Planorbidae. The transcript is spliced from 9 exons. Bases 3817 to 5748 code for a protein of 643 amino acids. The record is from RefSeq and is a predicted model, not a curated record.